UGAGUUGUUUGGCAGUAACAGUGAGUUGUUUGGCAGUAACAGUGAGUUGUUUGGCAGUAACAGUGAGUUGUUUGGCAGCAACAGUGAGUUGUUUGGCAGCAACAGUGAGUUGUUUGGUGGCAACAGUGAGUUGUUUGGCAGUAACAGUGAGUUGUUUGGUGGCAACAGUGAGUUGUUUGGCAGUAACAGUGAGUUGUUUGGGGACAACAGUGAGUUGUUUGGCAGUAACAGUGAGUUGUUUGGGGACAACAGUGAGUUGUUUGGCAGUAACAGUGAGUUGUUUGGGGGCAACAGUGAGUUGUUUGGCAGCAACAGUGAGUUGUUUGGGGGCAACAGUGAGUUGUUUGGUGGCAACAGUGAGUUGUUUGGCAGUAACAGUGAGUUGUUUGGUGGCAACAGUGAGUUGUUUGGCAGCAACAGUGAGUUGUUUGGGGGCAACAGUGAGUUGUUUGGCGGCAACAGUGAGUUGUUUGGUGGCAACAGUGAGUUGUUUGGCAAUAACAGUGAGUUGUUUGGCAGCAACAGUGAGUUGUUUGGGGGCAACAGUGAGUUGUUUGGCAGUAACAGUGAGUUGUUUGGCAGUAACAGUGAGUUGUUUGGCAGUAACAGUGAGUUGUUUGGGGACAACAGUGAGUUGUUUGGCGGCAACAGUGAGUUGUUUGGCAGUAACAGUGAGUUGUUUGGGGGCAACAGUGAGUUGUUUGGGGGCAACAGUGAGUUGUUUGGUGGCAACAGUGAGUUGUUUGGCAGCAACAGUGAGUUGUUUGGGGGCAACAGUGAGUUGUUUGGCGGCAACAGUGAGUUGUUUGGUGGCAACAGUGAGUUGUUUGGUGGCAACAGUGAGUUGUUUGGGGGCAACAGUGAGUUGUUUGGCAAUAACAGUGAGUUGUUUGGCAGCAACAGUGAGUUGUUUGGGGGCAACAGUGAGUUGUUUGGCAGUAACAGUGAGUUGUUUGGGGGCAACAGUGAGUUGUUUGGCAGUAACAGUGAGUUGUUUGGCAGUAACAGUGAGUUGUUUGGGGACAACAGUGAGUUGUUUGGCAGUAACAGUGAGUUGUUUGGUGGCAACAGUGAGUUGUUUGGCAGUAACAGUGAGUUGUUUGGUGGCAACAGUGAGUUGUUUGGCAGUAACAGUGAGUUGUUUGGUGGCAACAGUGAGUUGUUUGGCAGUAACAGUGAGUUGUUUGGUGGCAACAGUGAGUUGUUUGGUGGCAACAGUGAGUUGUUUGGCAGUAACAGUGAGUUGUUUGGGGACAACAGUGAGUUGUUUGGUGGCAACAGUGAGUUGUUUGGUGGCAACAGUGAGUUGUUUGGUGGCAACAGUGAGUUGUUUGGUGGCAACAGUGAGUUGUUUGGUGGCAACAGUGAGUUGUUUGGUGGCAACAGUGAGUUGUUUGGCAGUAACAGUGAGUUGUUUGGCAGUAACAGUGAGUUGUUUGGCAGUAACAGUGAGUUGUUUGGUGGCAACAGUGAGUUGUUUGGUGGCAACAGUGAGUUGUUUGGCAGUAACAGUGAGUUGUUUGGUGGCAACAGUGAGUUGUUUGGCAGUAACAGUGAGUUGUUUGGGGACAACAGUGAGUUGUUUGGCAGCAACAGUGAGUUGUUUGGUGGCAACAGUGAGUUGUUUGGUGGCAACAGUGAGUUGUUUGGUGGCAACAGUGAGUUGUUUGGUGGCAACAGUGAGUUGUUUGGUGGCAACAGUGAGUUGUUUGGUGGCAACAGUGAGUUGUUUGGUGGCAACAGUUUAAAGAAGUUGCCAUGGAAACCCCAGCUUGAAGUUAGAGACAGUCGAACGUAG
Messenger RNA from Procambarus clarkii (red swamp crayfish), 1798 nucleotides. The record is from RefSeq and is a predicted model, not a curated record. Lineage: Eukaryota; Metazoa; Arthropoda; Malacostraca; Decapoda; Cambaridae.